CUUUAACUCCAACCAAAGUUUUCAUUUUCCUCUAACAACUUAACAUAUAGAGAAUAUAAUAGGACAACUAGACAAGCGUCUUCUAUACCACUACCUCAUCUUUCUGCCCUAUAGAAUCCCAGAAUUGUUGCCUAAUCGCUUCGCAGUUAAAAUCAAGACGAGGUAAAUUUGUCACUAGCUCCCGGCCUGUAGAUCCCAUGUGAGGAGGAAAAGAAGUGGAAAUACAAGGACGCUAAAGUAAAAUAAUACACUCACCCAGACGAGUGGUUAGACGAUCGAAAAACUUCGUCUGGGGAGAGACGGCGGAAGAGAUAGAAGGAUAGCGACUCUAAAAUGAGUUCAAAUCGCAAUUUCAGUUUAAGUCUCUUUGGACACUACAAGGAUUUUUCUCCCUUUCAUUAGUCAAUCAAGGUACACAGCUCUAUCAGGUUUCUGUAUAGAUGGAAGGAAAUGUAGGAAAAGGUAUGACUGGCCAGCAGAAAAACUAUGAGCAAGUUUGCUAUGGCUCCAUGGAGACAAGAAACGAGGGAAUCGGAUCUGCAAAUCAAAGAGUUUUUCAGGAUGCCUCGAGCUCUAUUAAUAUGAAUAUACUACCACCAGAUCUUAAUAUGCCACUUGGAGCUAGACCUGUUCUAAACUUUUCUAUACAGACCGGUGAGGAGUUUGAAUUCAUGCGGGACAGAGCUUAUCCAAAACAGCACUAUGUUUCACAUCCAACAAGUGAGCCUUGUAGUGCCUCAUCUUAUAUGGACCUGAAGGACAUGCUUGAAACAUCUCAUACAGGUUCUAAGAAUGGAUCAGAUAUUUCAAAGAUUGCCACUAUUGACAAAAGUCGGGUCCAUGACCAUGAGAGAAAGACUACUCUAAAUGAAGAGCAUUCCUUCUCUCAAGCUGCACAAUCUGUUUAUAGGGUCUCCUCAAGGAACAAUGAGGGCCGUGGGGUUCACAGCCAUGUGUUAUACAAACCUUCCAAAACGUAUAAGUUUCUUUGCAGUUUUGGUGGCAAAAUUUUGCCUCGCCCAAGUGAUGGAAAACUAAGAUAUGUUGGAGGAGAUACACACAUUAUUCGUGUGAUGAGAGAUAUAUGUUGGGAUGAAUUUAAGGAAAGAAUAUUGACAGUAUACAGCGCAACUGACAUAAUAAAGUAUCAGCUUCCUGGUGAGGAGCUUGAUGCUUUGGUGACAGUUUCUUGUGAUGAGGACUUGCAAAAUAUGAUGGAAGAACGUAAUGUGAUUGAGGAUGGUGGAUCUCAUAAACUUCAUAUGUUUCUGUUUUCCCGUGUUGAUUUGGAUGAUUCUCAACUUGCUCUAGAAAAUGUGGAAGGUGAUACAGAAUUUCAGUAUGUAGUUGCUGUGAAUGGAAUGGAUAUUUGCUCAAGGCAGAGCUCCGUUGGUCGAGCAAGCACUUCAGGAAACGCUCUAGACGAUUUACUUGGCUUAAGAAAUGAUAGAGUGCAUGGGCGAGUUGUUGCUAACUUGGCAUCAGUUGAUAAUAUGAAUCCUGUGGGUGGUUCGCCGUCCAAUAAAUCAUCUCCUAGGGUGGGGUCAAGUUCAUUACAUGAAUUGGAUUCCAAUCCACAGGGAUACCAUAUUCAAACAACACCCUACAGUGGGGUUGAUCUGCAACAGUUAUCUUCCUCAGAACUUAUGGGCAACUUCUCGAUCAUAGAUAGAAACAGCACUGACAUGGUGUCUGCUCCUCUGAAUUAUUGCUUUGGUCCUCAAAUAUCCAAUUAUGCACAGGUUGGUGAAGACAACUUUGUGAUAAAUCCUUGCCAUAUUCAGAUGGCUGUGGGAGGAGGAGACUUAACUGCUGAUUACUCAUCAAGCAACUCCCAUGGGCUGGAUCCAGAAGUAUCAGCUAGUGAAGUGAAAUUAAAAAGAGAUGCAGCCACCCAGAAAAGGAUUCAACUUGGUAAUGGUAAAAAUGAAUCCCUGGAAACGGAGCCUAAAGAGGAAAAGAUGAUGAGAGAAAUUUCAAUGCAGAAAAUGAACGGACUUGAGACAGGAAGGCCUUUAGAAUAUGAAAGGGUUGUGCCUUCUAUCCCAUAUGAAAGCUCAACUCCCAAUAACAGUUUCCGAGUUGAAGAACCAACCUCAGAUGCUGCUGCUAAUGCAUCUAUAGGAAAUUCAGCUAUGCUAUCCAAAGGUAGUAUAAACAGUCUGGAUCAGAAGCAGAGCUUGGUGUCUCCGGAAUGUGGUAAGGAAGAAAGAAUAGAUUCACAUAAUGAAGAUAGUGUGUUUGCUGCAUCGAACACAGUAUCAAACUCUGGUGCAUCUAGUACAGUCUCGAACUCUGGUCAUGCCAACUCUGAUGUAUAUCCCUUUGGCUUUAACUCUGAAACUCCUGCAGUUCCUCCAAGACACUUUCGUUCAGAAAGAAUACCGCGUGAGCAAUCUGGCCUAAAUCGUUUGUCAAGAUCUGAUGAUUCCUCAGUUUCACCAUUUCUAGUGACCCACUCACAAUAUGAAGAUUUGCAGCAGAUGACAGAAUCAAUUGAUAAAUCUCACAAUGGGAAUAAGGCUGUGGAGACAACUCGCCUGAUUUCUUCAAUUACGUCUGCGAAUCAACCUGAAGCUGAAGAUAAUUCAGUUCAGUUGCAGAAAUAUGAAGAGGUUGCUGAUAACUCCAGAGCAACUGGUUCACAUAUAUUUAAUGAUGGAGGUAUCACAGAUGUUAUGAACAUUGAACGUAAGCCUCCUAACCUCACUGACAGGGUCACUCCCCAACCAACUCUUCCUCCAAUGAGUAGUCAUGUUUCCAGUGAGUCUGCAUGUAAGCCAACUGAGAAUAUGGCUGAUGAAAAUAACGCAAUGGGAGAAGUGAAGUCUCUGGCCAUCAGAGAGCAAGCAGUUGGAACAGUUAGCCACCCGAUUCCAUCUUCUAGUGAGCAUGUGGACAUUGUCGUCGAGAUUAACGAUCGCUUCCCACAUGAUUUCCUGUUUGGAAUAUUUUCUAAAGCAAUCGAUGGAUCAGAAGGAAUUGCUACUUUUGAGGGUGCAGUAGGUGGUCUGAGCGUAAAUAUGGAGAAACGUGAGCCUAUGCACUGGUCACAUUUCCAGAAAUUAGCUCAGGGUGAUUUUGUUAGGCGAGACGUGUCUCUUAUGGAUCAGGAUCAUCCUAGUUUCCCGACUACAAGUGCACAUGUCGAAGAACUGUCAAUGGAUUACAGCUAUCCAACAUCGAAGAUCAGUGGAGUUGGUUUGGAGUCUUUGGACCCUCACAUUAAUGUUGAAGCUAACAUUCAUCAGCGGUCACCUCACAUUACUGAAAAUGUGACCAUGGCUUUUCCUUCGGAUUAUAAUCCCUCUCAAAUCACUGAAAUCCAGACUGCUCAACUUGAUUGUAUGAUUAAUCCAAAAACACCCGAGUCCGUUUUUCAGGUUGAGAUCCGAGAUGCUCAGAAUGCUGCUGUUCCCCCAGUCGACUUUCCACUGGGACAUUUUGAUAUUAAUUCCUUGCAGAUCAUAAAAAAUGAAGACCUUGAAGAGUUGAAGGAAUUGGGAUCUGGAUCAUUUGGCACUGUAUAUCAUGGAAAAUGGAGAGGAACAGAUGUUGCCAUCAAGAGAAUAAAGAAAAGCUGCUUCACUGGUCGUUCAUCUGAACAGGCGAGGCUGACAGAUGAGUUUUGGCGUGAGGCUGACAUUCUUUCAAAACUUCACCACCCAAAUGUAGUGGCAUUUUAUGGGGUUGUGCAAGAUGGGCCUGGAGGAACUCUUGCUACUGUCACAGAGUUCAUGGUUAAUGGAUCCCUCAGACAUGUGUUGCUUUCCAAGGACAGACAUCUUGAUCGUCGCAAGAGGCUCAUCAUUGCAACAGAUGCAGCAUUUGGAAUGGAAUAUUUGCAUUCAAAGAAUAUUGUGCAUUUUGAUUUGAAAUGUGACAAUUUGCUUGUCAACUUGAAGGAUCCCUCUCGGCCAAUUUGCAAGGUAGGUGAUUUUGGGCUGUCCAAAAUAAAAAGAAACACCUUAGUGACUGGUGGUGUGAGGGGAACUCUUCCAUGGAUGGCCCCUGAGCUGUUAAAUGGGAGCAGCAAUAAAGUUUCCGAGAAGGUUGAUGUCUUCUCCUUCGGGAUUGUACUUUGGGAAAUUCUUACUGGUGAAGAACCUUAUGCCAAUAUGCAUUAUGGAGCCAUAAUAGGUGGUAUUGUGAACAACACCUUAAGGCCGCACAUACCAAGUUUCUGCGACUCUGAAUGGGCAAUGCUUAUGGAACAGUGCUGGGCUCCUGAUCCAGCCGCACGCCCGUCCUUUACCGACAUUGCCAGACGCUUACGUGUCAUGACGGUAGCAUGUCCUGCUAGACCACAUGCUCAUCAGGCCCCAACCCAACAAUCCAAGUGAUCAACUGUCGAUCCAUACCAGUCCUACACAUAGACCUGCAGUUAUUGUCUGCCUCGUCUGUGUAAACAAUAGAGGGGGACACGGGGGAUUCGUUUUUAUGGAAGUAUGAUGAUUUGAAAUAACGUACUGUCCAGCGUCGAUAAUUCAUAGUUGACUCCGCGUAUAUAUUGUUAAUAAUUGGUCAAACAAGACAAGAAAAUGUUAUUACAUACUUCGUACUACGUAUAUGUUUGUAUAGACACUGUAAAGCAAUAUUGUUGUUCCUGUUGGUGUAACUUCUAUUAUUAUUGUAAUAUUAUUUUUAUUGUGGUUGUUAUUAUUGUUUUUAUUAUUAUUACUACACAGUAC
Messenger RNA from Cuscuta epithymum, 4691 nucleotides. The record is from the annotation of a GenBank genome assembly. Lineage: Eukaryota; Viridiplantae; Streptophyta; Magnoliopsida; Solanales; Convolvulaceae.